This is a messenger RNA of Zychaea mexicana, 790 nucleotides long. RefSeq lists its product as uncharacterized. Lineage: Eukaryota; Fungi; Mucoromycota; Mucoromycetes; Mucorales; Lichtheimiaceae. The record is from RefSeq and is a predicted model, not a curated record. Bases 54 to 539 code for a protein of 161 amino acids. The transcript has 3 exons.
UUUUCUUCCUCUUCCCUGCUCUUUCUCCAACUCUUUUUUUUAUUAAUUGCAGAAUGAACUCUAGACAUCGUAACCAACCGAACUCUACUUUACCAACUGUCACUGAAGCACUUAGUGCUGGCAAUUUUGACUACAACAACAACUAUCUUUGCAAGAGAUGCUGCAGUGAGAAGCCUGGAAUGGAUUUCAGUGGUAAUACUAGACCGUAUAGAACCUGUGUGGCCUGCCGUACUAGAGACACUCCACCCGAAAUUGUUCCGUUGGAUGACAUGGUAAUAUUGGACUCUUUAUAUGAUUAUUAUCCUGCUGCAGAUGAUACAAACGAUCAUUUCUAUUGUUAUAUAAUGGUUGAACUGUAUAUGGAAUCGAUAUCGAUUGAUCAAUUGAUCGAGCGAAUCUUGGAUGAGGUGAUCAGUUGCAAUGGGCAUCGAUAUAUGCUGAAGAACGAGGGGGCCCCUGAGCAAGCAUUCAAUCUAACCCUGAUUGGAAUGCGCUGGCCUCUGCAUUUGCUUCUGCAAGUUCCGAAGACAGAAAAAUAACGUCCAACACCGUCUCAAUGGAUUCGCCAGAGAGCAAAGCGUAUAAGCUUUCAUCAGAAGACAAAGAAUUGAUAACAGCAAUGUACAAAAGAUUGGAUGAAGAAAGAAUGUGGCGUCUGAGUAUGGGGACAAUUGUCGAAAAGCAAAUGGAGAAAGUUGCAGCGAUAUGCAAUCAUGAACACUUAUCUCACUCGCUCAUUUUGGAUCCACAAGACAAUGUUUGGGCCCUUGUCUUCACUGAGAAGGAGAUC